Daktulosphaira vitifoliae (grape phylloxera) is the source of this 3547-nucleotide messenger RNA. RefSeq names its product arf-GAP with Rho-GAP domain, ANK repeat and PH domain-containing protein 2 (gene RhoGAP15B). Gene Ontology annotation, biological process: signal transduction. The transcript has 13 exons. NCBI's taxonomy places the organism in Eukaryota, Metazoa, Arthropoda, Insecta, Hemiptera, Phylloxeridae. Bases 268 to 3528 code for a protein of 1086 amino acids. The record is from RefSeq and is a predicted model, not a curated record.
AUAAAAUAAUAAUACAAUGAUUAAGCCUUCUAUCUAUACUUUGUAAAUUUAUCUGAUCCACAACUGUUGACUCACAAACUUUUUAAUUCUAUCGGAGAUAAUUUCAUAUUCGAGUUAUUUAAUACAUAAUACAUAUAUAUUUCUGAUGAGUUAUAAGUUAACAUUAUUAUAUGUAUAAGAUCUUGGUAUAGUUUAUAAUGUUAAAAGGAAAUCAAUGAAUUUAUAGUCAUGGAGUGUGAUUAAUGUUUAAACAAUUUCAGAUGAAUAAUGGAGAAUACCAAUUAUUAUCCUAUACCACCUCCCAGAACUACCAAAUCAAAUGAAUGUUUAAAAAAAAAACCAGUUCCAUUACCACGAAAGAAUGUUAAUAAUAGCAAAUUAAAUAGUUAUAGAGACAGUUCAUAUUCAAUAAUCAAAGAAGAAGUUAAUAGUUUGUAUAGAAAACAUAUUAAACCUGAAAUAAAAAUGUCUUCAGAUAAUGUUCAAGAUAGAAAAAAAGCAGUUAUUGAAAAUACUAAAAAUGUCGGUAUUCGUAUUGAGAAAUCAUUUCGAAGUUUGUUACCAAAACCUGCUCGGCGUCAUACAAUAAGCCAAACAUUUGAAGAAUACAAAUCAGAUAUUGUGAGUGAAUCUUCAGUUGAAGAUAAUGAUAUAUUUUCUUCUAUUAGUUUUGAUUCACCUAUACCAUUAGAUAGUAGCUCAGAACGUUCAUUUAGUAUUUAUAAUGCAGAAUCUGAUAUUUAUGGAUCUCAGCCACCAAAUUUCCCCCCUCCUCCUUUACCUAAAGAUUUAUUGUAUGAUCAAGUACUAACAUCUAGCAAUUCUAGCAGUCAAUGUGGUUCUUAUACAAAUGAAAAUAUAUACGAACUAAUUUCAAUUAGUCAAGCUAAAUCAUCUAAAAAUAUGCCAUAUGAAAACUGGAAUUAUGUCAAUAAAUUCCAAACAUUAAGUACAGAUGAUUUAAGCAGUAAUGAUGCUGAAUUUACUUGCAAAAAAUCAGAUAAAAACUCAAAGGAAUUAUCUUCAGAAAACAUAUCAAACAUAGAAAAUAAUAACUAUGAUAAUAAUAUUGUUAUGUUCGAAUUUGAUCCUUUACACGAUGGUAAUGAUUCAGUUUCUAAAAUUAAAAUUGAAAAUGAAGACUGUGUAUUGUUAAAAGAAAUUGAUGAAAUAUUAUAUUCUUCUAACCAAUAUUCCAUUGAUGACAAAAGUUUAAGUGAUUAUGAAUUAAACAAUUUUGUUGAUGAUUUAAAUACAAUACCAGAACCUCCAGAACGUGUAGACUCUAUUGUAGACUGUGGUAGCUCUAAAUUGAAAGAAAACUAUGAAGUAAAUCCAAAUACUAUAGAAACUGCGUUUAAGACUGAAUUACAAGAAGAGCCAAUCUAUGAAAAAUCAAGAAAAAACUCAAUAAAAAAUUGGCUUAAUAUGAAACAUACUGUUAAGAAAGUAACUGAAGGAUCAUCUGAUUCUGUACGCAAAAUACGUCUGAAGUUAAAACCUAUAGAAGUUAAUAAAAAGGAAGAAUCUGUUGUUAUUCAAUCUAAUAUUUUUCAUAAUGGCACAUUAUUUAUAUGCUUAAAUGAAAAAUCAAAAGAUUUACAAAAAAAUUGGUGUCAAAUUGCAGGGAAUUACUUAAAAUAUUCAAAAAAUAAAGGUCAAAUUGAAAAUUCAAUUUUGUUAACUACCAUUUCAAGUAUUCAAAUUAUAAAUGAAAUAAAACAAAGUGAUUUGGAAAACAUAUAUUGUUUUAAAAUUAAUUUCUUGCCUCGAGUUCGUUCAGUUACGUUUGGUGCAUUAUCUACAACAGAAAGACGAGUUUGGAUGCAAAAGUUUUUAGAAACUGUAACUUGCUUUUUUCCAUCAAUAAUGUCUUCUGAAUUUAGCCGUGCUGGCCGAACUACUUUAAAAGAAGGUAUUAAUAGUGAAUGGAUUCAGUCAUGGAUUUUAUUGCAUAAUAGAAACCUUAUUUAUAUCAACAACAAUAAUGAGCCAGAGUUAGUUGAUCUGAGAAAAGUCAGAAACGUAGUUGCAAAUGUAGAUAAUGACUUACAAUCUACUGUAUUGUUCUUGGAUUAUGUAACAAAAUCAAUUUAUAUGUGUUUUGAAGGAGAGUUAGAAGUUAUAAUGUGGCAACAAACUAUAAAAGCAGAGACAGUUAAUACUACUCCUCAUUUAAUAGACCAGCAACUUAACAAAGAUCAAGUUCCUGUAAUAGUAGACAAAUGUGUUAAUUUUAUUUAUACUCAUGGCUGUUUAUCAGAGGGUGUUUAUAGAAGAAGUGGAUCAUGUUCAAAUGCUACUAAGCUCUUAUCAGAAUUUAGAAAAGAUGCUUGGGCUGUUCAAUUAAGUCAUCAAGAAUAUUCAGAAUAUGAUGUAGCAAGUGUAUUAAAGCGAUUCUUUAGAGAUUUACCAGAACCUUUACUUACAACAGAACUUCACACACAUUUUUGUAAUGCAGUAAGAUUAAACUGUGAAGAAAGUGAAAAAGUUAUACUUUAUAGAAGUUUAUUGGAACGUUUAGCACCCAUAAAUUAUGUUACUACUCGAAAACUGAUGGGCCAUUUGUAUUAUAUUCAACAACAAAGUGAUAAAAACUUAAUGACUGUACAAAAUUUAGCUUCAAUAUGGGGUCCAACUUUGAUGCACUUGGAAAAUAAUGACUCGCAGAACUGGUCAAAAACUGAAUCAGAAGUUGUGAAUGACUUGAUUUUGCUUUAUCCCAAAUUGUUUCAUGUAGAGGAUGAUGAAAUUAAACGAGAAGAUAGAAUUUUAGAAGCAUUAAAAUAUUACCACUUAGCAAGUGGAAAUACAAUUAAACCCUCAAAACCUUCUGGUGAUCUAAAAAUAUGGAUUUAUCUUGGUUCUAAAGAUGGUGGAAAUUGUGUUAAUGUUACUUUGAAUCCCAGUAAAACAGCUGAAAUGGUAUGUAAAGAGUUAGCUAAUAAAAUGGGUGUAUGUGCAGGAUACUUGCUAGGGUUACAAGAAGUAGUUUGUAAUGGAUCAUUGAUUCGUCCAAUACACCAUUCAGAAUUUUUAUUGGACAUAGUAUUACGUUGGGCUUAUUGGGAUAUAAAAUAUAGACGAGACAAUUAUAUAAUUUGUCUUCAACCUAAUUCAUUACUUAUUGAAAUUAUGCCAUUUACAAAAGAACCUGUAACAAUUUCAUCAGAGUUAAAAUUUGCUGAUCAAAAAAAUAGAUCAUUUAAAUCCUAUUUGUUUGAAAUAAAUGAGGGAAAAUUACUGUGUUAUAAAGACAAAUCUGGUUCUUCUAUUUUGUAUGAGUGGAAUAUUAAAAGUUUAAUUUGGUAUAUUGGUUUUGUACCCAAAAGAAAUCCCCAUACAAGGUGGUGUAUUACAUUUAUAUUAAAAGAUGACCCUACUACUAUUUCAAGGGAAAAUUUUGGUUUUUCAAUUGCUGGUACUACAAAAGAAGAUCAUCUUCGAUGGAUGGCAGCAUUACUUAUUGCCGAAUAUGGAGUUAAUAAUGUGUCACCACCAGUUUCCAUUAAUCUUCUUGAUUGUUGAAGAAUUCAAUGUUUAUGAA